AGAUGUGGAGGUUUUCCGAAAUGGAGAGAAGGUUGAAAUGCAGAGGAGGGGAAAAAGAAAUCGGAGGGUCUGGAGUGUUGGGGGUUGGUGCCCAGUGAGAGGGUGUUUGGGGCUAACCAGAAAGACACUAGAGCAUCGCACCCUCAGGUGCCCUUUUGAGGGGCAUAUGUGGAUGAAAUCGGGUCCUUCCUUCCUUUUUUCUUUUUCUUUUUUGUCUUUCAAGGGAGGGCAAGUAAUAUGGUAGCAAAGAUACAGGAGAAAGACGAGAGGUUCACCCCCUGUUUCUUUCACUUAGUGCCCAGGUCCUGCCCAGCCUCAGGAGACACAGAAUGUUCAGCUUAACAAAGAGAUGACUCUUGCCAACAACCGGAGCCUGGCAGAAGGAAAUCUUUUAUACCAACCACAACUGGACACUUUGAAAGCCAGUCUGACCCAGAAAUACCAGGAGCUACAGGUUCUCUUUGAAGCCUAUCAGAUCAAGAAAACCAAAUUAGAUCGGCAAUCCAGCAAUGCUUCUCUGGAGACAUUGCUCGCCCUUCUUCAAACAGAGGGAGCCAAGAUUGAAGAAGAUACUGAGAACAUGGCGGAGAAGUUCCUUGAUGGAGAGGUCCCUCUAGAUUCGUUCAUCGACGAAUAUCAGAACAAACGGAAACUAGCCCAUUUACGUCGAGUAAAAAUUGAGAAACUUCAGGAAAUGGUGCUCAAGGGCCAGAGACUUCCAAAGGCCCAAGUCCAGUUGCAGCCCAGGGUGCCAGAUCCAACACCAGCCCCCAUGGUGACCUACCCAGCUUCAGAUGCCAGUGUGCCCCCUUCGGUUGUGCCUCGGCGUAUUCCUCCACCACCACCCCCAGUCCCUGCUGGACGGUUCGCGACUCCAUUUACAGUGGCCAUGGGAUCAGGACAGGCUCUUCCGUACCCAGGAUUGCAGUGCCCUCCUCUUCCCCCCAGGAUGGGCCUUCCAUCUCUUAGUCACAACCCCCAGCCAGGAUACCCUCCUCAGUUUGCCUCACCGUACCCCCCGGCCCUCCCUCAGAGACCUCCUCCGAGGCUGCCUCCACACCCUGGCUUCAUCCUUCAGUGAGUCUGUAGGCGCACCUCCAUCCCUACGGCAGUGCUUUGAAGGAGUUGGUAUUGCUCCCUCUUCCCAUGAAACUUCCCCAAUCCAUGGGGUACCUUCUGGGCCUCGCACGCAUGGGAGGAGGAAAAUGUCAGACUGUCUUGUCUGGGGCCCCCAUUUCUUGUGGGGCCAGAACAUGUUGUGUUUUUAGAAUCAUAGUUUCUUUGGGAGGUAGUGUGACGCAACUUGAUUGGUGUAAUUCCAACGGGUUGUAUAAGCUGGGCUGGAGAAUGAAGCCAACAUCCUCAGAGUUUGUCUGCAGCUCUCAGUGAGAUGUCUUAACGUCCUAGUAUUGAUAGCUGAUUAAGUCGGGGUAGAAGAAAACCUUCCCUACCUGCCAUUAUUCCAGCCGUAUUCAGAGUUGUGUUCCCAUUGCAGUUCAUUUCAGCAUGUUUCAUUCUAGUUCUGUCUUCAAAGGCCAAUUCCACAUUGAUCGGGCUAGUAUUGGAUGGGCACUGUCUUUGCUUAGGGGCAAAGCAAGAUUGGGGUUCUCUGCUGCUUGUCAAAUCCCAAACGGGCACAGCAGUGUUACAUUGGGUCUAUUUACUUUUUCCAUGGAAUCUGCUUUUGGGGGGAGAUCAUUGCUAGCACCGUUCACCUUCCACUCCCCAAACCUUGCUGCUUUAAGAAGCCACACUGCAAAGUUUGCACUUGCCUACACGCUGUCUACACUUCCACAGCCUCAGAAAUCCAGGCCCUGUGGACAGCAUUGCAGAGAGAGCUGGGACUGGGGUUUUUGUAGUAAGGGUUCUGUACCUGAUACUUCCUCUUCAUCCCUCUCCUUCCCAUACCUGACCCCAAAGAGCUCACUCCCAAUCAUUUCGCUAAGAAAUAUUCCAGAAAUAUUUUUGCAACUUGUGAGAUUCUCCUGUUUUCUAUUAAAAAAAGAGCCUGAUGCUCACAGCACCAUUCAGGGAAACUAUCAAAAUAUAAAAUACUUAUCAUGCAGAUAAAAUGCAAAUUCCUCAUUGUUGCACGUCUGUGCCGUGCCUUAGGAUCACUGUUGGUGAUUGGACCUGUGAUUCUUGGUAGCCUUUCCAAUCACCUGAUGGCCACCUUUUUGACUCAAAGGGCUUGGGAAUAGGCUGCUAGGGAGGACUUUGUCUUAGUCUGGCUUGGGGGCACCUCCCCCCCAAUCAGUGGCUCUCCUUUCAGGGAAAGGCUUUUUCUUAUCAUGGCGCUAAUGUUCAUCCGUUUGCAAAAACAGAAGAAAAUUCCUGUCCCAUUGAGCCCAAAAUGUCUUUAGCAUUAUUCUCUGCACUCCGUGUGACGUGCAGAUGGGGCUAGGUUCUGAAUAUGGUGCUGCAGGGAACACAGUGUUGGGGGGUUGCGGGGAGGAAGGGACCAUGGAAAAACAUUUCAAAUUGGUCUGUGGGAAGGACUGCUGGAUGGGUGAGGCCAAGGCUCUUAGUAGCGCCAUUGAUGGGUUGUACAUUCUGUACCACGCCAUCUGGCUGAGCCCUCGCUCAGCCUCGGUGUUCCGUUCUGGCUGUGGCCAGGGUCCUGCACAGCUGUUAACCCAAAGGCCUCUGUCCGUGGUAUCUCUGAGCAUCCCCAGCCCGACACUGGAGGCAGGGCCUUGGCCAAGGUGUUUGGAAGUUAGAAAAGAGGUAGAGCUGAAAUUGAGUUCCUUUCUGUCUGUGAUUGCUGGUAACUGGUGCCAACUUUUGUACUUAUUCCCAUAAACAGUCAUGAUUCCAUACUUGAACUCCACUUGUAUGGCCAACCAUUUUUAAAGCAAAUAAACUGUAAUAGGAUGCUAGGUGCCACACCCGUCAAGUGGACUUGCCAGUUGUCUCUAUGGCUUGAGAUGCCAGUGUUUUUGUUAUACCUCUUUAGCUGGGCUCCACUCUUCAAGAAAAGCUGGCUCAGCAGUUGAGUCAGCAGCCCAGAGUAUUUACCUUUGUGUUUUGUUUCUGAGAUGGCAAAAAUGGCACAGAGAGGCUGGCUUUGCCCUCUCGUUCCAGGGGCCUGGAUUGGAAGUGGGAGUUGUAGGUCUGUAGGAAACUUUAAUAAAAGAAAUGAUUAAUAA
This is a messenger RNA of Dromiciops gliroides (monito del monte), 3149 nucleotides long. RefSeq names its product vacuolar protein sorting-associated protein 37B-like. Gene Ontology annotation, cellular component: ESCRT I complex. The transcript has 4 exons. Gene Ontology annotation, biological process: protein targeting to vacuole; ubiquitin-dependent protein catabolic process via the multivesicular body sorting pathway; protein targeting to membrane. Bases 350 to 1081 code for a protein of 243 amino acids. Lineage: Eukaryota; Metazoa; Chordata; Mammalia; Microbiotheria; Microbiotheriidae. The record is from RefSeq and is a predicted model, not a curated record.